This is a messenger RNA of Prorocentrum cordatum, 1220 nucleotides long. Lineage: Eukaryota; Dinophyceae; Prorocentrales; Prorocentraceae. The record is from the annotation of a GenBank genome assembly.
UCGAUGAGUCCCGCGCGGUUUGUACGUCCUUCUUUCUGUAUUCAAUAUGCAGUGAUGGUUGUACCCCGGCUGUGUGGCAUUUGAAGCAGAGCGGGAGGUAGCGGCUGAGGACCCGGAGCCCCCGUUCAGGUUUUCGAGCGUUUGCAGAAGUCGGUGUCUGUGUAUUUGGAGCAGCACGCGGCAUUGGCGGAGGCAGUGUUUGUCUUCAGCAGCGAGACUAGCAGCAGGGGCUUCUCGCGGCAGCAGCCGCACCUUGCCUACGCGCUGGGCUCCGGCCGCCCCGACCGGGUGGAGUCGGCUCGUUUAUUUGCUCAGGGCAUGCUGAGCUUGGACCGUCAGGUUGGACGGCAUCACGACCUCUGGCCUGCGCCGCUGAGCGGCUGCGGCUACGUCAACCCUGCUGGCAGCGACCCGCUGGGCUCCACGGCCGCCGCGGCAUCGGCAGCCCUGAGCGGCGUGCUACAGCAGGCGCUUGGACAUGGCCAGCCACCGCAGCAGGCCGACUUGAACGGCGUGCAGGACGCCCCGCUGGGAGGCAUCGGCGGCGGCGGCGCCGACCAGGCCGCGACGACGCGGGCCGCCGCCGGGCAGCCGCCGUGGCAGCAGCCGUGGCCGCCGGACGUGGUGUGCCCGCGCCGGGCCGCGGGGCCGCCGCUCGACGGCCUGGCCUGCUCGCCGAUUGCGCCGGUCAUGGCGGUCGGCGCGAGCGUCGACGGGCACGCGGGCCUGUCGCCGUUCUCGCCUGACAGAUUCAGAAAUCCACUGCGAUUGGCAUCGCAAGACCAAGUGCCGAUCAACGCGAUGCACGUGGACUAUGCAGGUGCCGCGCUGCCGACGGUUGGCUGGGCGAUGCGAAACUUGUCCCCGCGGCGCGCGCUGGGGAGCACUCCGCGGCGGCCAGGCGCCGCCGAGCCGGGCGGCCACGCCUCCCGGGCUGCCUGCCGCACGGUUCGCCCUCGACGCCAGGGUGCCGACGUGUUCACCGGAGGCCGCGCCUGGCCUCGGCGGUGCUCCGCCGCAGUGGGCCUUCGGCGCCGGCGCCGCAGCCGUGGCGGGCGUGGCGUCGACGCAGCCGUGGCGCGCCGCCGAGGGCACAGCCGCAGGAGAUGACAUGCGGCCGUACUACUGGCCAGCGAGAGCCACCAAUCCGCAUGACAGAGCAUGGCGGCAGAAAUCGAGGAGCCAGGGACAGCAGCGAUGCCUUGGUUGGUGAUACGAGG